Parascedosporium putredinis is the source of this 381-nucleotide messenger RNA. Lineage: Eukaryota; Fungi; Ascomycota; Sordariomycetes; Microascales; Microascaceae. The record is from the annotation of a GenBank genome assembly.
AUGUCUCUCAAGAACGAUCAGUUCCCCUCGUCCGAGGCCUUCGACGCCAUCAACGCCGCUCUUACCUCGAGCGACGCUGAUCGCAAAGACGCCAUCAAGCAGGGAGGCGGUGUCUACGCCUUCACCCUCAAGAACGCCGCCGGCCAGGAGGAGAGCUGGUACAUUGAUCUCAAGGAGAAGGGCGAGGUCUUCAAGGGUGUUCCCGCCAAGGCGAACGUCACUCUCUCCCUCUCCGACGAGAACUUUGGCAAGCUCGUCACGGGCAAGGCCAACGCCCAGAAGCUCUUCAUGGGCGGCAAGCUCAAGGUCAAGGGCGACGUCAUGAAGGCCACCAGGAUGGAGCCCAUUCUGAAGAAGGCCCAGAGCAAGGCCAAGCUCUAA